Molecule: messenger RNA, 765 nt
Organism: Telopea speciosissima
Lineage: Eukaryota; Viridiplantae; Streptophyta; Magnoliopsida; Proteales; Proteaceae
Product: probable leucine-rich repeat receptor-like protein kinase At1g35710
Exons: 1
Coding region: 1-765 (254 amino acids)
Molecular function (GO): protein binding
Source: RefSeq, a predicted model, not a curated record
AUGGCUUACUAUUCCACCACCACUCCGACUCCUUCCUUCUUGUUAUUCUUCUUUCCAACUCUUGCAGCGUUUCUUUGGUCGCUUCUCUUCUUCUCUUCUUCAUCUGCUGCUUAUGCAACUACAACUGGGCUCGUCUCUCUUCAGUUGUCAUCAAGUGAAGCAGAGGCUCUCCUCAAAUGGAAAGCCACUCUCCUAAGCUACUCUGUUGCUGCUCUCGAUUCUUGGAAGCUUACUACUACAUCAUCACCAUCUCCCAACACUACCAGUACUAAUACCACUUCAUCAUCAUGCAACUGGUUUGGCAUAACUUGCAACAAAGUUGGAAGCGUGGUUGAGAUUAACCUUCCCGAAACAGAGCUGCAAGGUACGCUUGACAACUUCACUUUCUCUUCAUUUCCUAAUCUCCUCCGUCUCAAUCUCAGCCUCAAUGAACUCACAGGACCCAUACCCGAGCAUGUUGGUAGUCUCUCCAAACUCACCCACCUCGAUCUCUCCUAUAAUAAUCUUUCCAGCGUUAUACCUCCCACCUUGAGUAAUUUAAGCAGCCUACAAUUCUUAGACCUCGAUUACAAUGAUAUCAAUGGCACGAUACCAUUAGAGCUAGGAAAUAUGAACAGUCUGGUUGUAUUGUCACUGGGAUGGAAUAAAUUAACCGGUAUGAUUCCCCCUGUCCUGGCUAAUUUAAGCAACAUUCGCUUUCUGUACCUGCAUAACAUUGAACUCAGUGGUCCAAUACCAUCAGAACUGUUAGGGUUUAGGGUUUAA